This is a messenger RNA of Drosophila biarmipes, 2126 nucleotides long. RefSeq names its product protein embryonic gonad. The transcript is spliced from 3 exons. The coding region runs from base 383 to 1513 and encodes 376 amino acids. NCBI's taxonomy places the organism in Eukaryota, Metazoa, Arthropoda, Insecta, Diptera, Drosophilidae. Gene Ontology annotation, molecular function: sequence-specific DNA binding; DNA-binding transcription factor activity; zinc ion binding. The record is from RefSeq and is a predicted model, not a curated record. Gene Ontology annotation, biological process: regulation of DNA-templated transcription.
GGCUUCGAUUUAGUCUCGGAUGGACGCUCCGCUGCCAAGCACCGUCAGUCCGGCUUCCGCUGCUCUCUCGCUCCCGCAGUCGCCACCGCCAUCGCCAUCGCCACCGCACCUUUUCCAGCCGAUCGCGAAGUUCUCCGGCAUUAUGUGCGCCACGUGAUUGCUGCAACUCCUCUCGAGAGCCGUCGCUAUAUCACCAGCGUAAUUCGGAUUUGGAAGUGACAUGUGAAGAAUAUAUCUGAUGUGAUCAAUUGAUACUUAACCCUAAGCCCCGAAGUGUGUGAAGUUAAACAAAAACUAGUUAACACCUAAACAAAAAUAAUAUAAAAAGGGAUUUUUCAAGGCCUUUAAUUUAUGCAGCUUUGGCAAUUGAAUUCCUUAUAAGAUGAACCAGCUGUGCAAAGUGUGCGGUGAGCCAGCGGCUGGUUUUCAUUUUGGGGCAUUUACAUGCGAAGGCUGCAAGUCCUUUUUCGGGCGUACCUACAACAACAUUGCGGCGAUAGCAGGAUGCAAGCACAACGGAGACUGUGUGAUCAACAAGAAGAACCGUACGGCCUGCAAGGCGUGUCGGCUGCGCAAGUGCCUCCUUGUGGGGAUGUCCAAGAGUGGUUCCCGCUAUGGUCGCAGGUCCAACUGGUUCAAGAUCCACUGCCUGUUGCAGGAGCAGCAGACCACGACGGGCGUCGGUGGAGGGGGCUCAGGCGGCAGUGGAUCAGGCGGCGGAGUGAGCAGUGCGAGUCUGGAGCAACUGGCGCGACUGCAGCAGGCAAGCAAUCAGGCGCGGCAAACCUAUCAGGAUAAGACCAAUCCCUGCAUCAAGUCAGCCACCGCGAUAUCACCCAGGAUCGAAGGAGCGGCUGCGGGCACAGAAGUGGGUGGCGCCUCCUCGCCCUCGUUCCUUCAAGCGGCCAAAUUCCACCACCAUCAUCAUCACCAGCGGCAGCUGAAGCUAGAAUCUCGCCUCAGCAAUACGCCCAGUGAUUCUGGAGCGUCAUCUGCGGGGGAUCCCAAUGAAGAUGGAGCCACCAGCGUGUUAAGCGGUCAGAUCACCACACCCUCAUCCAUCAACGCCCACAGCUUACCUAAGAUGGAUCUGCGGCAUCCCAACUUUCCGGCUACCUCGGAGCCGGAUGCGGACAUGCAGCGGCAGCGCCACCAGGAACUGCUCGAGAUCUUUCGGAGUCACUCGGAGCCGCUGUACAGCUCCUUUGCCCCAUUUAGCCACCUGCCGCCUGUACUGCUCGCCGCCGGAGUUCCGCAACUGCCCAUCUUCAAGGAACAGUUCAAGGCCGAGCUGCUGUUUCCAACGGCCAGCAGUCCCGAACUGGAGGAGCCCAUCGACUUGUCCUUCAGAUCGCGAGCUGAUCCAGCCAGUCCGCUGGCCCACACCUCCAAUAGUCCCACUUUAAGUGAGCCUGCCGCGGCGAAUCACUGCUUGGGGGAGUCCCCGACCUUCGUGCGAAAAUCGACACCCCUUGACCUCACCCUGGUGCGAUCACAGACACUGACAGGCUGAGAUCAUUUCGUUAUUGAGGAAUUCGUUCGAGUGCCAAAACAAUUUCGAGUACUUUAGUUUUAGGUUUGUACAGAUUAUUUAAACAACCUUUAAAAAGUCGAUGGUUUUGAAGAAAGUGCACCAGCUGCAACAGUUUUUAGCAUUACAAUUAUUUCAUACAUUCUUUUUCAUUUUCGAUUUUGUUUUACAUGAAAUAAAAAAAUAAAGUAUCAAACAACGAAAAUAUAUAAAGAAACUAAAAAAUAACCAUCGACUUUUCGAUUAAAUAUAUUUUAAGAAGUAAGAAGAAAUUGAACAUUUUGGUGCCAGUGAAAUGAUGUACAAAUAUCCAUAUUAUUAUGUAUAACUUUAGCUCAAUGACAUUAAGUAAUUUAAAAAUAAUUAGUUUUAUUUUCUUAAUAUAAGUGCAAGCCUGUAGCCCAAUUUAGAAUGAUUGUCAUUUGGUUUCCACCUUAAAUUUAUUUAGGUUUUUAUUGUUUAUUAAUUUAUAUUAAAAGUGUUGUUCCCCUAUUGACUUUUGUUUGUUUUUUUAUUUUUAAAUAAUUUAUUUUCCUAGACAGUUAAAGAACCAUCAAAGUGUAAAAGAAAAGUAAAUAAAAAGUGUAGAAAUGGA